CUCCGUCUCGGUUUGCAAACGUUGCUUCUCCGAAGCGGACACGAAGCUUAACCGAACGUUUCCGACCGUUUGAACGACGUCAUCACCCGUGGCUUUCCGUGGCAGGGCUUGCCUGAAGUAUACAAUCAGCGAAGCGACACGCUGCCAAGCACAUCAGUUAACAUUCGUUCGCGCGACGGUGCGCACACGGGCAGACGAACGCGCGCACAAGAUUGCCUUCUUUGCGAGCCCUUGCGAGGUGUGUCACCGUUGCUGUGGCGUCGUUGUGUUUUUACGCGGUAAAUGCAAAAUACGCCUGCUUUACGCCAGUGUCUUUAGUGCGCCAAAAAUAAAAAAGAGAGAAGAAAAAAAAAGAUCCCAUUACGCACACGCGUGCACAAAAGGAUACACGCUGUUUGCGGAUUGUGGUUAGUGUCAUAAUUUUACGCUCUUACCCAUCGGCGAGAAGCAAGGGACACGAGGGGGGAUUUCAGGCACUUUCCCGCUCGUGGUGAAUCGUUAAUUGGUGCUUAAUUGUGCGCGUCAUCACUUGGGCGUUGGGCCUCUGGGUGUGCUCUGCCCCUUGUUCUGUGUGUGUGUGUGUAUGUGCAUGUUGCAGGAGUGCAAGGAAAGGUAGAAGAGAAGGGGGUGGGGGACAAAAAUCCCCUGCGGAUAUUGCCGGCGCCUUCGAGCGAUAAUCCACACUGGUAAAACACACGAAGCCCGACAGGCAGAGGCAGAGCCGAGCGCAUCGUAAGCGCAGGUGUUUGUUCAGUGUUUUAGAAGAGUUUUUGGAUUUUAUCACCGUCACAGCGCAUCGCUCGUCAUCGGUUAGGAACUUUUUCGAGACAUUGAGCCAAUUGACCUCAUUCGCCUCUUGAAUCAAGAAAAUCGUUCAAUAAUAUCACUUAGCGCUUGAAGCAACUUUUACCUAGAAAGCAACAUACAUUUAAGGGCAUCAAUCUGCUACCGGGGCACGCUCACCAGCAGCAGCAGCACCAGCCUGCCGGUCGCCCGCCAUGGAUUACAUCAAAGAGCUCGAUAUUCGACUCGACAAGGAGCACUACUACGCCGGUGAAGUGCUCUCGGGGCGAGUCAUAAUGCACACGACGGAAAAUUUCAAGCUCAAGUCCAUCCGCCUAUUGCUCAGGGGUAAAGCGCACGUCGAGUGGAAGGUGUUCGUGUCCGGAGACAAAAGAACGGUGAAGGACGAUCAGGUCUACAUCGACGAGCGGGCCGUCAUAUGGGGCGAGCGGGCGGGCGAAGGGCUGGACGUGACGGUACCGGUGCUGGUGCGCGGUCAGCAUCAGUUUCCGUUUCGCUUCAACAUCCCCGAAACCAACCUGCCCUGUAGCUUCGAGUCACGUGCCUGUUACAUCCGUUACUUCGUUAAGGUGACGAUUGAUAUACCGUACGCCUCACCACCGCAAGGAAUCAAGUACUUCACCAUCAUCGGCCCCCACAUAGACUGUAUGGAUGAGCAAUAUCUGAAACCGGUCUCGGGACAGGACAAGAAGGUCAAGUGUUGCCUGUGCUGUGCCAAAGGACCCGUCACGCUCAGCUGUUCCCUCGACCGGACGGCGUUCUGUUGCGGUGAAACGCUCAAGCUGAAAUCGAUCAUCGACAAUCAGGGCGAGGAAGCAGUCAAGCUGAAGGUGCGCCUGCUGCAGUACUGCGAGUUCUUCGUCGAGCGGGGCGUGCUCGGCGUCACGAAGGAGGUACAGCAUCUGGUGCUCGAGUACAAGGGCGAAACGGUGGUGCCGAACGAGCGGCAGGACACCUGCGCCAACCUGCGCAUCCCGACCGUGCCGACCACGACGAUGGGCGUCUGCCGGUUGGCACAGAUCUACUACACACUCGUGGCCUGCCUGGAGUUCGAUAAAUCAGGCGACGACUUGCAAAUUAACUUCCCCAUCACGAUCGGCACGGUGCCGUUCCGAAUACCGAACAGCAAUCUUCAACCCCACAUAGGAUACGAUGUGGCGAUCGAUCACGUCGAGGGUGGCACCUACAUUGGGCCCGAGUUCCUGCUCGGCGAGGUGUACGAUGGGUGCAAUGUGAGCGACAACGAGCACCGGGAUCUGGCACCGCUCUACCGUCCCGUCUACCUGACCGUCGUCCGCAGCUCGCAGCAAAUAUCGGCCAAAGCGGUCGAGCGCAACAACCGGCGACAAUCGGCGGCGGCCGUGCUCGGAGGUGGUGGUGGUAUCAAUCCCACCCCUUCCUCAUCAAUGGACGGUGGUGGUGGUGGUGGAGCGGCAAGUGGCAGUAGUAGCAGUGGCCAGAAUGGUGCAAAAACCUCAAUGGAAGCCAGGCAUGAGCUCCAGCGGUACCGGAAGUAGUGCGGGCUGGGACUGGGUUAAUGCACACAGACACACGCACAUGUGCCACACCUACUACGGACCGGUACACGCAAGAAAGCGCAGGUCAUUUCGGACAUAUUCCGGUCGGACAAAGCGAGCCAAAAGCGUGUCAACAAACCCCUGCACCCUUGUCUGGCAACCUGAGAACUGGAAAAGAAAAGCAAAAAAGGGAAAAACGAAACAUUUAAGGAUGGAUUGGGGAAUUGGGGUUGGAAGGUAGCUUUGAAGGACACUUUUCUGGUCUCCACCGACGUUCGUUAUGGUCCCUUUUUUCCAAACCACCCACCACCACCACCCCCAAAAGCAGCAGAACCUUCUGGAUCCAUGGUAAAGAAGAAAUGGAUGGCGCUCAAGUAGAGAGUGAAAAAGGCACAACAAAAUUCAGAACAACAACGAACGAGCGGCCAAAAACGGUUAGCAAACCAGGGCGCAGGCAAGCGUUUUGUUGUUAAGAAAAGACUCCUCCAGAAACAGGUGAAGAAAAGGAUUACCUCCCCCAAAUGUACCGGUAGAGAAAGGAGAGAGUUCACCAAGAAUAGAAAGGUUCAAGAGUAAACAAGAUUGUACAAGGUUGCAGCACCGAAUAGAGGAAGGUUUGAAGAGGCUUGAGGACAUUUCUGAGCGGGGGGGGGGGGGGGGUAGGGGGGCGACAAAUACACACCCGAUACCGACACCACCCACGUGUUUACGUUCAAUUCGUCCGCUGCCUGCAGAGCUUUAAACGAAACGAGCGAUAGAGAAGCUGGAUCCAGCCAUCUCAGGACGGGUCAAACUAAUUAAAAGAACACAAACAGGAAGCAUGAGUGUGUAUGUGUGUGUGUGUGUGUGUGUGUGUGUGUGUG
This is a messenger RNA of Anopheles merus, 3184 nucleotides long. Its product is annotated as arrestin domain-containing protein 3-like. The record is from RefSeq and is a predicted model, not a curated record. Gene Ontology annotation, biological process: protein transport. Gene Ontology annotation, cellular component: cytoplasm. Bases 999 to 2321 code for a protein of 440 amino acids. The transcript is spliced from 10 exons. NCBI's taxonomy places the organism in Eukaryota, Metazoa, Arthropoda, Insecta, Diptera, Culicidae.